Molecule: messenger RNA, 1519 nt
Organism: Setaria italica (foxtail millet)
Lineage: Eukaryota; Viridiplantae; Streptophyta; Magnoliopsida; Poales; Poaceae
Product: probable protein phosphatase 2C 57
Exons: 4
Coding region: 157-1233 (358 amino acids)
Biological process (GO): protein dephosphorylation
Molecular function (GO): cation binding; protein serine/threonine phosphatase activity
Source: RefSeq, a predicted model, not a curated record
UUUCCGGGCCGUCCCCCGGCUUUCCUGCUACUGUUCACACUCCACAGUACGGAAGGCUAUUGCAGGCAAGCAGCUCCGGCGCCGAAUCCGAACCCUAACCCUAGCCGAUUCGGUUCCGGGCCACGGCGCGCACGGACUCCGAGGGGAGCGGCGGCGAUGGAGGAGCAGGUGCCUCGAGGCGGCGGGGGGAGGCCCCCGAUCCCGGCGGGGGGGAGGAGGCCGGCGCUCGCGAGGCACGCCUCCUUUGUGAGGAGUCCUGCAAACAGUACAAGGCCUGAAACUGAGAGAACUUUUGAAAGCAUGGACAUUGAAUUUAUUCCAGUUAUACGGUCUGGAGGCUGGGCUGAUAUUGGGUCAAGGCACUCAAUGGAGGAUGUGAUCAUUUUCUCUGAUAAUUUCAUGCAAGAUUUUGGAUUUGAAAGUUAUGAAGAAGGCCCCAGUGCCUUUUAUGGGGUUUUUGAUGGACAUGGUGGAAAGCAUGCCGCUGAUUUUGUGUCCAGCAAUUUGCCAAGGUUUAUUGUUGAGGAUGAGGGAUUCCCAAGGGAGAUAGCAAAAGCAGUGUCCUCUGCAUUCUUGCAGACUGAUGCUGCUUUUGCAGACGCUUGUUCUCUGAACUGCGAACUUGAUUCUGGCACAACUGCGCUUGCAGCACUUGUGGUUGGGAGGUCACUUCUGGUUGCGAAUGCUGGUGAUUGUCGAGCUGUACUUUGUCGUCGUGGAAAGGCAAUUGAGAUGUCUAGGGACCACAAGCCAUCUUGCAACUUAGAGAAGAUGCGUAUUGAGGCAUUGGGUGGAUAUGUUGAUGAUGGCUACCUGAAUGGGCAGCUCAAUGUUGCACGAGCAAUCGGGGACUGGCACAUGGAAGGCAUGAAGGUGUGUGGUGGUCUAGGCCCUCUUAGUGCCGAGCCUGAGGUAAUGACAAUGGAUCUUACUGAGGAGGAUGAAUUCCUGAUCAUGGGUUGCGAUGGGAUCUGGGAUGUAUUCCGCAGCCAAAAUGCGGUAGAUUUUGCCCGCCGGAAGCUCCAAGAGCAUAAUGACCCAGCUGCUUGCUGUAAAGAACUAGUUGAUGAGGCCAUCAAGAGGAAGAGCGGCGAUAACCUUUCUGUGGUUGUCGUCUGCUUCAACUCUAGGCCACCUCCUGUCCUAACAGCUCCGAGGCCUCGUGUACAGCGGAGCAUAUCUGCGGAAGGACUGAGGGAGCUGCAAAGCUUCCUUGAUAGCCUGGCCGAUUGACAUGGGGCUCUAGGAGCCCCAGUAUACUGUAAGUUUUGACCUUUUCCAUAGCUUAGCUUGGAAAAUAGGUUUAGCAUGAGCUGUCUUAUAAUUUCGCUGAGAUGGCUGUUGUUGAGUAAUCCGGAGUUGUAACAUAUGCUGCGGCUAAUUGUCUCUGCAGUUGAGAGUAUUUAUUGGUUUCUGGGACAUGUUAACUUUGUAAGUCUCAAAUGAUCAGAGUCGACAUUUCUUAGAUCUCGAUGAAUUAGUGCUGGUUUUGGUAAAAGGAGAUUAAUGUUCUUGAAUA